This is a messenger RNA of Alligator mississippiensis (American alligator), 405 nucleotides long. It is a transcript of the gene FAM237B, whose product is annotated as family with sequence similarity 237 member B. Bases 1 to 405 code for a protein of 134 amino acids. NCBI's taxonomy places the organism in Eukaryota, Metazoa, Chordata, Crocodylia, Alligatoridae. The transcript has a single exon. The record is from RefSeq and is a predicted model, not a curated record.
AUGGAAUUUUUACAUAGAAGAAAGUUAUACCUUCAACUGGGCUGGAUAUUAAUGGUGAAUUUGGUUUAUGCCAGUCCAGAAUAUCAGAAAGAAACUCCUGCAAGUCUAGGUCAGAUUGACCAUCAAUGCUGGGAGAUCUCCUCUCAUGGGCUGAUGGAAAUGAAGAAACUGAGGGUAGCAGAUACUGUCAUUGCUCUCUGGGACUUCAUGAUGUUCUUAAAAGAAUCGCCUAAGCCCAAGCAUAAUGAACUCUUCAAUGAUUUGGCCCAGAACUUCUGGGAUAUGUAUGUAGACUGUGUGCUCUCAAGGUCCCAUGGAGUGGGCCGAAGACAAUUAACAUCUACCAAGUAUUUCUCCUCAUAUUCACAUAGAACCUCAGCAGGUAAAUUUACUGCACAAUACUAG